Molecule: messenger RNA, 1700 nt
Organism: Lycium ferocissimum
Lineage: Eukaryota; Viridiplantae; Streptophyta; Magnoliopsida; Solanales; Solanaceae
Exons: 4
Coding region: 16-1353 (445 amino acids)
Source: RefSeq, a predicted model, not a curated record
UGAAUAUAUUCAUAGAUGAUUGGAGUAGAUCCUUUACUCAUUGCAAAUAUUUUCAGUUUUUCAUGUCGAUGUGUUUUGGGUUUCCCAGGUCAUGAUGUAGUUGCCAGUUUCAUGCUUGAGAAGCCAGUUUCCUUUGUCCAGGAUAACAUUUGGCAACUUGCAGAUGAUAUUUUUGAUGAGAUAAGUGUUUCCAAUACCAAAGUGGACAUAAUAUCAUUGGAAAAUACAACUAGAUUGAACAUAACAGAGGUUGUCUUUGCAGUUGACUCUGAAGUGAAAAAUAGAAGGGUCUCUCUAACUGCUCUGAGUUUAGUCUGGUCGGUACUUGAAUCUGUGAUUACUGGCCAAUCAACUCUCCAGUUGACAGCACCUUUGUUUGGCGAUCCUUUUUCCUUUGAUGUGCUGAAAUUCAGAGGGGGGAUUACUGUGAGCCCCAAACAAAGCGGAUUCCCCGUGCAGCAAGUCCAGAUUCUUUUCAACUUUACCUUGAACUUUUCAAUUGAUGAAAUUCAAGAUAAUUUUCAUGAACUAAAAAGCCAGCUCAAAUCUGGGUUACAUCUUUCAUCAUAUGAGAACUUGUAUAUGAGUUUGACAAGUAGAAGAGGUUCAACAGUGGAUCCUCCGACUAUUGUUCAGUGUAAAGUCCUUUUGGCAGUUGGGAUAAAUCCCUCCAGUUCAAGGUUGAAGCAAUUGGCUCAUACCAUUGGUUCUAAUUCCGGAAACCUUGGCCUCAAUAACACUGUAUUUGGAAGGGUCAAACAAGUUAGCCUGUCCUCUUUUUUACCACAUUCUCAAGGUAGUAAUAGUGGUAGCCCCUCGCCUUCUCCAGCUCCUCUAUCUCACCAUCACCACCAUCACCACCGUCACCACCAUCGAGAUUUAAAUCUUGCUCCUGCAAUAUCACCUGCUCCGAAGGUUGAGAAAGGUGGAUCUAUUAGCAGGCAAGUUUCACCUGUAUCAGCACCAGUACUUGCACCUGCCCCUGCCCCUGCACCUGUACAGCACAAGAGACGUGGGGCCCAACCUCCAUGUCAUUUUGGGAGAUUUCCAAGGAAGGUGAAUAGUCACCACCCCCAUAUGGUUCCUGCUCGAGCACCAGUCCCCGCACCUCAGAUUACUCCGUCGCCCCAUCAGCAAGUACAUGCUCCACCUCCUACUCCGCAUGAAAUCACUGCAUCAAGUCCAUUGCCCAAUGUAGUAUAUGCUCAUGUUCAACCUCCACCAAAGAGUAAUUCUGUUGCAGAGCCUCCUGAUAGAUCUACUUCAGUUUCACCCCCAUCUUCAUCUUCUGAAGGGAUUCAUUGUUCAAAAUUCUGGUCUCUCCUGCUGUUUCUACUUGUACUACUUCCAUAGCAGCCGGAUGAGGGGCAAUUAUUUUUUCACAACAAAAUUUAUCUCCAGUAUUCUCAAAACAAGUUCCACGUCAUUCCAUCUGGGCAAAGAAACAAACUUGAGGAGUUUGCAGAGAGAGAGAAAGCAAUGCCAAGAGGGCAUCUCUCGCGUUUGCAUGAAUGUGUGCUUUUGUUGUCUUCUUGUAAAUAUUCUAUAAAGAUUCAGUUGGAGAUGCAUUUUUAGGUCAAAGUCACAGAGGUGACGGGCCUGUGAUGACGUGCAUUGCCACUGUUAUGUAUCAUCUCUCUUGCAUAAACAUGAGGGGAAAACACAACCAAGAAAUGUAUAAUAAGCCUUUUUGUUCCUAA